AGCAAAGAACGUGCGUGCACUUGUUAAGAUUACAGUCAGCCGUGUAACUUGGUGUAACUAUAUAUAUAUUCCGCAGAGAAACACAUAUAUUCUAGUCUUGUCAAUUGUAUUGUACACGUAUACAAAUGAGUGAGUCGUUCUCUGGAAUGACAUAAAAGAAUUUCGUGCUGCGGAAGAUAGAGCGUUAGGAGAUAAGCUAGUUUUUUAAUUUCUCAGUCAAACAACUGCUAUCAAAAAUUGUAGACGGAACAGUUUGUUUAGCUUAUACGAGUCAUAUAUCGAACACACGGGUAACCGUAACCGGGUAACUGCCGUGCGGUGCGGUGGCGUGUUAAAGGUGUCCGAAGGUUCGCUUUGCUAUUAAACCGUCGCGCGUUAUUCGUAGCAAUUAAAGCCGAUGAAUAUAUUAAAAAACAUCUCAUCGGCGUUUUGGUCGCCCAACAUUUGGUUACCGCAUAAUAUAACAUGGGCCGAUAUAAAACCGACUCCCUUAAACAAAUAUGCGGAUUAUCAACAUUUAAUCUAUCCUCUGCCCAUGGCAUUGGUACUUCUGGUGAUCAGAUACGCCCUGGAAAGGUACUGUUUUGCACCUGUUGGUAAAUCGUUGGGUAUAAGAAAUACCAGAAAUAAGAAAGCCACACCAAAUGAAAUCUUAGAGAAAGCCUACACUAGUCGAAAGAUAAAACACAAACAGAUUCUGGCGCUGGCUAAGCAAUUAGAUUGGUCCGAACGUCAAGUUGAAAGGUGGUUGCGAUUGAGAAGAGCUCAGGACAAGCCGUCGACGCUCACUAAGUUCUGCGAGAACAGCUGGAGAUGUUUGUACUACACCUAUUCCUUCAUCUAUGGGUUGAUCAUCUUGUGGAACAAGCCCUGGUUGUGGGACAUCAAACAUUGUUACUAUAACUAUCCUUAUCACCCUGUAUCGAACGAUGUUUGGUGGUAUUAUAUGAUAUCCAUGGCGUUCUACUGGUCGCUUAGUUUCUCACAGUUCUUUGACGUUAAGAGAAAGGAUUUCUGGCAGAUGUUCAUUCAUCACAUAGCCACGAUAGUAUUAAUGUGCUUCUCUUGGGUGGGCAAUCUUACCAGAAUCGGUACUUUGGUGUUGUUAGUGCACGAUUGUGCUGAUAUUUUUCUAGAAGCUGCCAAAAUGGCUAAAUACGCUAAUUACCAGAAAGUAUGUGAUUGUAUAUUCGUUAUUUUUACUGUACUGUGGAUUAUUACUCGCAUCGGUGUCUAUCCAUUCUGGAUAAUUCACAGCACGUCGAUAGAGGCACCUAAAAUAGUACCGAUGUUCCCAGCUUACUAUAUUUUCAAUUUCUUAUUAAUUUUACUAUUAAUACUUCACAUGAUCUGGACCUACUUAAUCUUAAAAAUCGCGUACAACGCUUUUUACGCUGGUCAAAUGGAAGGUGAUAUUCGUAGCAGCAGCAGCGAGGACAUCUCUGACAAUUCUUUAGAUUAUGCGCCGUUACAUAAUUCCGUGAACUCUACGCAAAAUUCUAGACAAAGGAUUCACUAACGUUUAAACGUACUCCUUAAGUCGAUAAGGAUUGAAAUAGCCAGGCGCUAAUUUAUUUCAGUGAAUUUUAAUAUAUCUCCUUGCAUUUAUUGUAGUACGAUAAUUAAUUAAAUCUUCGAUAAAAUUACACGAAAAAAAGGUCGUGGACCUACGAGAUACUCCAUCAUUUUUUUAAGAUAAUAAUUAGCGUUUCUUAUUGCCUAAAAGUAAAGGAAGUCAUUCAAAUCUA
Messenger RNA from Ceratina calcarata, 1748 nucleotides. RefSeq names its product ceramide synthase 6. The record is from RefSeq and is a predicted model, not a curated record. Gene Ontology annotation, molecular function: sphingosine N-acyltransferase activity; DNA binding. The coding region runs from base 398 to 1519 and encodes 373 amino acids. Lineage: Eukaryota; Metazoa; Arthropoda; Insecta; Hymenoptera; Apidae. The transcript is spliced from 8 exons. Gene Ontology annotation, cellular component: membrane. Gene Ontology annotation, biological process: ceramide biosynthetic process.